Molecule: messenger RNA, 887 nt
Organism: Fundulus heteroclitus (mummichog)
Lineage: Eukaryota; Metazoa; Chordata; Actinopteri; Cyprinodontiformes; Fundulidae
Gene: dio3a
Product: iodothyronine deiodinase 3a
Exons: 1
Molecular function (GO): thyroxine 5'-deiodinase activity
Source: RefSeq, a predicted model, not a curated record
AUCGUGGCAGAGCGCAGGGCCGCCCAGGUUACCAUCAGAAAGUGAUGAUGAAUACUGUUAAAGCUGUAAAAAACGCCGUGGUCUGCUUCGUCUUGCUGCCCCGUUUUCUCGUGGCAGCGGUUGUCUUCUGGCUGCUGGACUUUCUGUGCAUCAGGAAAAGGUUUUUCUUCAGGAUGAAGGAGCAGGGAGGCGAUGCCAUUGAUCCCCCUCUGUGCAUAUCGGACUCCAACCGCCUGUUCAGCCUUGAGUCCCUGAAGGCCGUCUGGCACGGCCAGAAGCUGGACUUCCUGAAGGCGGCGCGCCUCGGACGCGGAGCGCCCAACACCGAAGUUGUCCGGCUGCAGGACCAGCGGCGCUCCCGGAUCCUGGACUGCGCGCAGGGCGCCAGACCGCUCAUCCUCAACUUCGGCAGCUGCACCUGACCGCCGUUCAUGGCGCGCCUGAAGGCUUUCCAGGAGGUCGCGCAGCAGAACGCGGACAUAGCGGACACGGCGGUGGUGUACAUCGAGGAGGCGCAUCCCUCCGACGGCUGGACGAGCACCGACGCGCCUUACCAGAUCCCGAAGCAUCGGAGUCUGGAGGAGAGGCUGAGCGCGGCGCACCUGAUCCACCUGGAGGUGCCCGGCUGCCUGGUGGUGGCGGACAACAUGGAGAACUCCUCCAGCGCCGCGUACGGGGCGUAUUUCAACAGACUUUAUAUAGUGCAGGAGGGGAAGGUGGUGUACCAAGGCGGCAGGGGACCUGAGGGGUACCGGAUCUCAGAGCUCAGAGACUGGCUGGACCAGCACAGAAAAGAGCUGGAGAAAACAGACAAUAAUCUAAACGUGUAGAUUUAUUGCCCUUAUUUUCAUAUCAAUGCCGGGUAAAGCAUAUUUAUUACAUUUAAA